Molecule: messenger RNA, 2873 nt
Organism: Klebsormidium nitens
Lineage: Eukaryota; Viridiplantae; Streptophyta; Klebsormidiophyceae; Klebsormidiales; Klebsormidiaceae
Source: the annotation of a GenBank genome assembly
CUGUCUCGGACUCUGUCAACAGCAGACUUAGCGUGAAGGAAGCAUGGCGGCCACUGGCGCCGCUCUGGUGGCCCCCACAUAUGCUGGGCCUUUGUGCUUUUUGCCCAGCAAGCUGACAUCAGCCAAGGAGGUCUUGUGUGGCAGCCCAUUGCAUCAUCGGGGUUUUGCGGCGUUGGUUAAGAAAGCGGUGGGAAACGAAUGUCGGAAGUCUAGUUUUCAGCCAGCGCCAGUGGCGUCCGCCGACGUGGAAACACGAGCAGCUGAGGGGGAGGCUGCCAGUUCCAGCUCAAGCGGCUCUGCCAAUGCCAAUGUCAUGAAGAGGUUCAAGACGAGGGAGGUGUGGCGGAAAGACCCCGCCAAGGUCACCUACCUGGAUUCGCAGUACACCAGGUUUGCGUUCAUCAACGAGGUGCGCUUCAGCACGGACCUGAACGCCGUGUUUGCCAAGUACGGGAACUUGGACUUGCGGGAGAUUGUGCACAUUCUGUACCGGCUCCAGGAGCGGCGGGAGGGGCGUGCGGCGCUGAAACUGAUCGAGUUUCUUGAGAGCAGUCCAGUGUACUCGCAGCAGCUCGACGAGGCGACCUACAGGGCCUGCCUGGCAGCCAUUUCAAACUAUCCGCAAAUGUUGGCCAAGGCGACCAAGCUGUUUGAGGCCGCAAAAAAGAAGGGCGUUGUCAGGAUGACUGAGACGUACAACAUGUACCUGGCUCUUGUCAGCAAGCGGGGGGCAGUGGACGUGAUGGAGGACGUGUUGAAGCAGAUUGACGCGGCUGGUUUGAAGCGCACCGUCGAAACCUGGAACUACGUGAUCCAGGGGUAUGGCAAGAAGCGCGACCUCGAUCGCGCGGUUGCGGCCUUCACAGAGCUGCAGGCUGCGCGGCUGAAGCCUACAGCAGAAACGUACCGCGUGUUGAUAGAGGCGUUCUCGAGCGCGGGCCGGACAGAAGACGGGGAGAGGAUGGUUCGGGAGUCUGGGAUCCAGCUUACUGAGGUUCAGUAUAACGCCAUCAUGGACGGGUAUGCCAACGAGAAACGCCCCGAGAAGGUGGGGGAAACUCUGAAGGAGGCGCAGGCGGCAGGGGUUGAGCCAAACAACGACACAUUCCUCAUCUUGCUGAAAACGUUCGCUGGCGUUGGGGAUGCAAAGGGGGCCUGGGAGACCUAUCGUGCUCUCCGGUCGGCUGGGCACCCCCCGAGCGGAUAUGCAUUCCAGCUGCUAGCUAGUGCACGGAGAAAGGACAAACGCCUGGCGGGGGUGCGCGUGCGGCACGUGGUAGAGCUGCUUGAAACGAUUGGCGAGAGCCGGAUCCGCGUGAAGGAGGUGAUGGAGCGGCGCACGUGGUCCGUCAAGUGGGUGCUGCCCGAGGUCAAGGGGAUCCUGCGCGCACUGGCCAAGGACAAGAAAGACGACCUUGCGGAAGAGUUGGUUGAGUGGUGUUUUUCGCGGCCCGCGGAGGAAAGGAUGCUGCCGGACGAGGAGGCGCUGGCCGUUCUGAUCCAGGCGAAGGGCGCGGCUGGCCACGUGGACGCAGCGUGGCAGGUGUACAACAUGAUAGGAAAGGGCCGCGCCAAGCACAUCACGCCCACCAAGCGCGCGUUUGGCUCGCUCGUGCAGGCCUAUGUGGCGGCUGGCGAUGUGGCUCGGGCGGAAAUUAUUCUGGAGGAGAGCGAAAAGCGGUCCGGGAACUGGCCCCAGGCCGACACCUACUCGUACUUUGCGCUUAUGCGGCACUAUGCAGAGAAGGGGGACGCACAGAAGGUCCAGGCGUUGUUCGACCGUGCCCUCGCUGCGGAGGUGGCUCCCAACGCGAGCACGUUCAUGAUGUUGCUGAUGGCGUAUGACGUGGCGGGGCAGCGCGACAAGGCGCUCGAGGUUUACGACGCGCAGGGGACCAGCCACCUGGGGACGCUCACCGAGGGGGACGUGCGCAAGCUGACCGACUUCCUGCAGAAGCACGGCAGGCCGGACGAGGCCAAGAACGUGCAAGAUACGUUCAAGAAGAAGCCCGAAACCUCGGUUCCCGCAAAAGCAGCAACUCCUGCACGCGCCAUUAUUCCCCCUGCGCUCGAAACGGCAGAGCCCGAUGAAAAGCCCAAGGUGAUGGCCGAUCUGCUGACGACCAACCUGCGCGGGGCGGAGCGGAGAAAGCUAUCAGAUGCUCUGAUUAGCGGGGGGUACCUGCAAUCGCAGGAGGACUAUUUGCGGCUGGCGGAGGCGAUCAUGGAUAAGAAGCUGAAGCAGAGCGGGGCUAGGGUGCUUGAGCUUCUGCCGUACAUGCGGAAACAAGGAUUCGACAUUCCGCAUGACACGUGGACGCACCUGGUGCGGCGGGCGGACCGGGCAAUGCAAGCGGCGUCCAUGUUCUAUGCCGCCAAGCGAGAGGCGGGGCCGGAUUGGGACGACACGGAGGCAGCCCAGGCCCUAGCCGAGGCUCGGCGGGUGGCCGGAAAACCGCGGUGGGUGAACCACGUGGUCUGGUGUCUGACGUCACUCGGGCUCUCUAUCGAAGAAACCUUGAACCCCCGGCUAUGGCCCGACGAAUUCCGAGUUUCGGACGUGCCCGGCAGUGUUAGUACUCUACAACAAUCAGGAAGACCGGAACAGGCGGCGGAUCUUGAAGCACGGAUAAGAGAAAUAGCGCCGGAAACAGUGUUCGAGCGAAGCGGGGACCAUACCAAAGGUGCCCCAAAAGAAAACGAAGUAGACCCAAAAGAAAGCGAAGUAAAAACGGUCGAAGGGGUUGCCAACAUUCCAUCGGAUGUUUAAAACCGACGAGAAUCUGUCGUCAGGCGAUCAACCCGCGACGGUUCAUGAACACGUCAUGACUUUUGUAGUAUGGCCGGUUGCGCCAGCCUGUCUUCCAUUGCUG